AUGAGUGCCGGGCGGUCUGUGCUCUCCCCGCGGAAGCCUUCCUCCGACGAGGGAGAGGCGUCGGCCGCCCGAGUGGCGGCCAGCGGCAUCGGGGGUCCUGGUGGCAGUGAGGCCGAACCGGUGUCCCCCUUCCAAUUGCGCCCGGUGUUUGUGGCACACACCCCGUCAUCCAGUGCCUCGUCGCAGUCUCCCAGCACGCACUUCUCCAGUGUCUGUGUCAAUGACAAUCAUGUCAUCCUUGGUACCGUGGCCGGGAACCUGCUCUACUACACCAAGGAGGAGCAACUCGGCACCGGCGGCAAGAAGUCCACCUUCUCCCUGAAGGCUGUGAAGCAGUCGGCUGCCGGCUUGAAGGCCCAGCCGGCCAACAUCAUCCAGCCCUUCAUUUCGCGCACCCUGGCGCCACCCUUUGCCAAGCCGGCCGCGAUUGCCGGUGCCGCGGGUGCUGCCUCGUCUGGUGCUUCGGCCAAGCUGGGCGCCGACCCUGUGCCGCCCGGACAGACCAAGGCCGUCAGCUGGAUGGCCAUGAUCUCGGCCAAAACCUUCGCAUCCCUCUGCGAGUCCACGCUUUCCUUCCAUACCCUGCCGCACUUGACGCCCCCCAAGCUGAUGCCCUACGGCCAGCCUGUGUCCACCUCGCUUAAGGCGAAGCUCAAGUCGACGGCCGUCGACCCGACGGUGGAUCCGCGGCAUUUGGCCAGCUGCCUGCGUGGGGUGACCUGUGCCACGUCGGUUACCACGGACUUCUACUCGGGGUAUUCCUUCGUGGCGGCCAUCAAUCAGCCAGCCUCUGGUGUCAGCUCCCAGCUUCGACAGGCGGUUGCUCAAUCGGGCACCUCGUCGUGGAUUGCCAUCGGCCACCCGUACGGGCUGGUGGUGCUUCAGCUGAUUUCCGACCCGGCUGCCAGCGGGUCGGAUAUCGCCGAGGACACUGUCCAAUUCCGGAUCGUUGCCGAAACCGCCCUUCCCUUUGUGCCAUUGUCCCUGGCGGUGUCCCCGCCGCACAUCGCCAAGCAGUCCUCCUAUCCGCAGCUGGUGGUCUGUGUGUCGCAUGCCAGCGGCUUCUCCACAGUCAGUUACAAGCUUGGCGUCGGCCCCGGCAAUGCUCCCCUUUCAACUGGCAUCGUACAGGAGCUCUUCCCCAGUUCUGUGGCGCCGGGGUUUGUGCCGGUCGUCCGGCACAUCCCGGCGACCGAGACCGAAAUGCUGGUGAUCCCGACCCCGGAGAAUGCUGGUAUUCCGGUGGCCACCGAUCCCGGGGAGUUCUCCCUGCUGGCCUUCUCAGGCAAUAAGCUGCUUGCACACACUCUCCAUGCCACGUCGUCGAUUUCGCCCAGUCGGACGACGGUUUUCUUCAGUCUGGCCUCCGCCAGCAGUGGGCUUUCUCCGCUGGCGGUGGACAGUCUCAUUCUGCAUGGUGCCCCCUUUAGUUCGGUGUCCACCAUCUGGCGCGACCGGAUUGAAACCGUGGCCUCCAUUUCGCCGCAGGAUCUAUCCUCCGGAACCGGGGAGACUUCCUGGGCCACGCAAAGCCUGGAUCCAAACAUGGAGGAGGAGCUCCAGGCAUUGAAUUUGCGCACGUCGUUGGCUCCCCAAGCCCCGGGGCCGGCCAACGCCCCCGGUGGGAGCGCCCUUUCGGCCGGGGCCCUGGUGACCAUUCACUACCCGGGAACUGCAUACCGUCUGGCCUUGACCUCCUCGGGCUCGGUGAGUCGGCCCCUGGAUGACCCGUUCCUUCUGACGCAGUGGGGCUUGUUUUCCAUUGCCCCGGUGACCAGUCCCCUGCAAAUUGCCAAUGGCCUGUUGCGGCAGGCUGCUCGGCAUAUUGCCACCGUCAUCAGGGGCCCUGCCGCGGGCGCAUUGCCAAGCGUCGCCGAAGUGCUGGCCACCACCAGUGAUGCGGUGUCCUUGGCCCAUCGAUUUGUCAUUCGCGAGCUGGCAGUCCGCGCCAGCGGCGCCCCGGGCUCCGGAUUCCAACAUGAUGGCCGGUUCCUCGGCAGCUCGGCCUCCAUCACCACCUCGAUGAUCGGCAUGAAUGCCCGCGAUGAGGCGCUGGCCAUGGUGCGCUUUAUCCGCCUCAAGGCGGGCUACAUUUGCCUCGGAGCCAUGGCUCUGUGCCAGGGGCGCGAUUCGGGCGGCAGCCAGCUGGAAGGCCCCUCGGCCGAGGGCGACGCAGCCGACACCUUCGGCCCCUUUGCCUCUGCAAGCCGGGCCUCCGCCGAAGAGGUUGGCGUUGAUGCGCGCCUUGUCUCGGAUCUUCAGCUUUGUCUGUCCUACUGCUUCUCCUGGUUCACCAAGGGCUGUUUGGACCCGCGCGACCUGGUCCGCAUUUUCGCCCUCGGCGGCCUCCUCCCGAGCUCGGCCGUGUCGCGCGAAGAUCCCGCCGGUGCUCCCACCGACCUGACAUCCAGCUCGACACUUCAAAGUGGCAACGGCUUUUCGGACAUGGCCGAAUUGCUCGAGUCACUUCGGCGCACGCAUGGCCCUGUGGCGCGUGACUAUGCCCACAAGCAAUCGCACAUCCUCCUCGCCCGGGUGCUGAUCUACUUCCGCCGAGGCCACCCGGCCAUCACGCCGCCCAUCUUCCCGGCCUUCCGUGCCGAGGUCGACACCGCCCUGCUGGCCUGCCUCAGUCGGCUGGACGCUUCGCAUGCGGCGUUCCUCCUCCUGACUGGUGGUGCGCCCGACGAGGGGCCCCCGCCAGCCAGCAUUGGCCGGGGCAUUGCCGAUCCGUCAGCACCCUUGCUGAUGCAGCUGGCCCCGUUGGUUCCCGCCGGCAUGCAUGCGGUCGAUCUCAUCCCUCGACCGGCGGCCGUCUGGUGGCAGGCGCACUGCUCGGCCGGAAGCGACUUGCCCCUCAUGACGCCGGGCCAUGCCCGCUCCCCCUGCGACGAGGCGCUGGUCCAGAUGUUCCGGUCAUCCCAGUGCUUCACCUCGCCCGUGGGCCGGGCCUUCACGCCGCUCUAUUCCGGCAGCAUUGAUCGGCCAAUGUUUGACACUCUGGCGGCAGCCGGUCAUGCCCGGUGGUUCCUGCUCGCGCAGAAGGCCCGCGGCCAAUUGGCCGACGCCAUCCACCUGUCACUCCACCUGCUCCUUCGCCGGGCCACGGUGGAUGCCACUCGCGCCACGGUAGCCCUACGCUCGGAGCUGGGGGAUCUUGGCCAAACGCCCGACCUGGAGGCCUGGCUUGCCGCGGCCCCGAGUGCCCUCUCGGACCCGGGCCCGGGAGCCGACGGCACGGCCGCCCCUCUGCCGGGGGCCGAACUCAGCCUGAAGGAGCUCUCGGCGUGGGUGCCCUUUUUGGCGCUGGCGGCCCCGCAGCCGGCCAUGCCGGCCGCUCUGCGGGCCAGCCUCGCCUCGGGCCAGCCCCCUGGGCCCGGGUCCGGUCGACCCGGCUCCGAGCCCCUGUCCGCGAAUGGCUCCCCUUCGGGGGACCUGAUUGACGGACUGGCUCGACUGGGGAUGUCCCCGACCGGUGGCCGGGCCAAUCCCCACCUUGCGCACAUUCACGCCAAUUGGCAAGCGGCAUCGGCCCGGGCCCGGCAGGCUGCCUGGCAGGGCUUCACUCGGGCCACAUUGGCUGCCUUUGUCCUGGGCCUGACCGCGACCGAGGGCGGCCUCGAGGGCGGCACGGCGAGCGCCGUGAAGCCUGCCAACCUGGGUACCUUUGUGGCGCACGUUGAGUCCGCCCUGGCGGCCAUGGUGGCCUCCAUGCAUGUGGCCCUGCUCGGGGACCAUGGCCUGCCGGCUGGCGCCUCGACCGUGGCCUCGCCCGGCGCUUCGGGCCCCGGUGGCACGGGCCCCGCCGUGCCGGGCCUGGCCUCGAGGCACUGGCGUGCGGCCGUCGUCGGCGCCACGCUGGCCGCCGGCCGGGGCCUGGUGUCUCUGGUCCACCAGCAUCUUCAGCGUCUGGGGCCUGGGUCGUCUCCUGCGGCGGGUCCGGCCGCCGGCGCCGGAAGGCUGGUCACCCCGGCCGAUCUGGGCGACUGGCUAGACGAGACGUACCUGUGUGCCUGA
Messenger RNA from Fonticula alba, 4017 nucleotides. RefSeq lists its product as hypothetical. The record is from RefSeq and is a predicted model, not a curated record. Bases 1 to 4017 code for a protein of 1338 amino acids. Lineage: Eukaryota; Rotosphaerida; Fonticulaceae. The transcript has 13 exons.